Messenger RNA from Lathyrus sativus (Indian pea), 744 nucleotides. The record is from the annotation of a GenBank genome assembly. NCBI's taxonomy places the organism in Eukaryota, Viridiplantae, Streptophyta, Magnoliopsida, Fabales, Fabaceae.
AUGGAUGUUGCACACUUUUUGUUUGGCUUAUUUGGGAAUGCUUCGGCUUUGUUCCUCUUCUUGGCACCGGUGAUUACAUUCAAAAGGAUUAUAGUGAACAAAUCAACAGAGAAAUUCUCAGGCAUUCCAUAUGUUAUGACACUGCUCAAUUGUCUUCUUUCGGCUUGGUAUGGUCUUCCUUUUGUAUCUCCACACAACUUACUAGUAUCAACAAUAAAUGGCACAGGAGCAGUAAUUGAAAUCAUAUAUGUUUUGAUAUUCAUCAUAUUUGCACCUAAAAAAGAAAAGAUCAAAAUCUUAGGCCUAUUCGCUGCGGUACUCUCCGUGUUCUGCGUUGUCGUUUUCGUUUCGCUCUUUGCCCUACACGGCACGCCUAGGAAGAUCUUCUGUGGCUUCGCCGCUUCCAUAUUUUCCGUCAUCAUGUAUGGUUCUCCUCUCUCAAUUAUGAGAUUAGUAAUCAAGACAAAAAGUGUGGAGUUUAUGCCAUUCUUCUUGUCACUGUUUGUGUUUCUUUGUGGCACUUCGUGGUUUAUCUUUGGUCUACUAGGUCAUGACCCAUUUAUUGCUGUACCAAAUGGUCUUGGUUCUGUUUUGGGGACACUACAACUUAUAUUGUAUUUUAUAUACCGUGACAAUAAAGGUAUUCCAAAAAAACAUGGUACAACAGAGGAGAGUUCAAUGGAAAUGGGCAAUGGAAAAACACAUCAAAUGAAACAGUUCAAUGCAAAUGAAAUUCAAGGGUGA